AUGGGUGAGUGUGUUCCUAGGGCCCUGUGUUGGCGUGGCUGUCUAACUGCUACUGGCAGAGAAACAUCCAAAGGAGUAAGUCGGGGUGCAGGCACUGCCUCACGGGGAGCACCAAAGAGGAGUGAGGAGCCGACAAGUGCUUACUUAAAUGUAUCAAUUUCUUUUUUUGUCUUUCAAUCUUCAGAUUUCCUGUUUAAGUUCUUGGUCAUAGGGAAUGCUGGAACUGGAAAAUCCUGUUUACUACACCAAUUUAUUGAAAAGAAAUUCAAAGAUGACUCAAAUCAUACUAUAGGAGUGGAAUUUGGUUCAAAGAUCAUAAAUGUUGGUGGUAAAUAUGUGAAAUUGCAGAUAUGGGAUACAGCAGGACAAGAGAGAUUCAGGUCUGUAACAAGGAGUUAUUAUAGAGGAGCUGCAGGUGCUUUGCUUGUCUAUGAUAUAACCAGCCGGGAAACCUACAAUGCGCUUACUAAUUGGUUGACGGAUGCAAGAAUGUUAGCAAGUCAAAAUAUUGUGAUAAUACUAUGUGGAAACAAAAAGGAUCUUGAUGCAGAUCGUGAAGUUACUUUUUUAGAAGCAUCCCGGUUUGCACAAGAAAAUGAACUGAUGUUCUUGGAAACAAGUGCACUAACGGGGGAAAAUGUUGAAGAGGCCUUUGUACAGUGUGCAAGAAAAAUACUCAAUAAAAUUGAAUCAGGAGAAUUGGAUCCAGAAAGAAUGGGCUCAGGUAUUCAAUAUGGAGAUGCUGCCUUGAGACAGCUGAGAUCACCACGUAGAGCACAAGCACAAAGUGCUCAAGAAUGCGGGUGUUAAAGAAACAAAACACAAAAUCCCAAAUACUUACUUUAGAUACAGAAGCUGUCAUUGCAAAUGGUGUUUGAAGAAACAGAAAAGCUUGAAGGCUAUGCAGUUUUUAAAAGCAUCUUUCCACUGUCUACAAACAGAGCAGACCACUGCUGACAGAAAGGUGUAUGGCAAGAAUGUUCGCAUGACACAAAAGUCUGCAAAGCAAACUUGAUCAUUUGGUGGACAAUAUUAAGACUCAUACCUGUAUGUAAACAUUUUCCAUUACUUAUUUUUGUUCUUUCACCUCUAGUUUAAAGCAUUGGUAUAUACUGUAAAUAAUGUAACAGUAAAUUUACAAGGCAUGGUAUACUUAUGUAUGCUGAUAGAAUGUUGCACUACAAGCAGUUUAAUAUUUUAUUUUUUUAUCAUAUAAACAAAUUUAACUGAGGUAGGCUUUGUCAUGUUUGUU
This is a messenger RNA of Cariama cristata (Red-legged seriema), 1252 nucleotides long. Its product is annotated as ras-related protein Rab-4A. Bases 1 to 810 code for a protein of 269 amino acids. NCBI's taxonomy places the organism in Eukaryota, Metazoa, Chordata, Aves, Cariamiformes, Cariamidae. The record is from RefSeq and is a predicted model, not a curated record. Gene Ontology annotation, cellular component: postsynaptic recycling endosome. Gene Ontology annotation, biological process: regulation of endocytosis; Rab protein signal transduction. Gene Ontology annotation, molecular function: GTPase activity; GTP binding. The transcript is spliced from 8 exons.